ACAAUCGGCUCCGUAAUCACAGGCCACAACAACUUCAGUUUCUACUCCUUUUCCCACAAAUUAUUAACUGCAUAUAAACAAAACCAUACCAUACCAUACCCUACCCCCCUCUUCACAUCUCAUCACCGCUCACAAUCUCUAUCCUUCUUCUUAUUCACUUCUCGCCGGAAAACUUACACAACAUUCACCAACGGAUAACCAGUGAUAAAGGGUCUCCGUUACUUUCUCCAUUAAGUUCGUUAAUUGAUCAAUUCAAGAUUUGCAACACGCAUUUCAAGGGGGGGUUUCAAGAUUCUUUCUUGAUUUCCUAAAAAAUUGGGGAUUGGAAUAUAAGUUUGCGGCUUUUUCACAUUAAACAAAUACCCACAAGACCAAAUCCAAUACCCACUUGUCUAAUUUGCGUCUACCUUGCAUCAAUUUUGACAAACGUUGAAAGUGAAAUGGUGAAACUGCAAUGUGUUGUUGUAGAUUAGUUGGAAAUUAACUGUCAAGUGGGGGGGGGGGCAGUUGAGAUUGAAUAAAAUGGGUGGUGGUGGUGGAGGAGGAGAAGGUAGUAAAGGGGACAAAUCUAGUUUGAAUGUGUUGUCUCAAGCCAGAAUGAUAUUGUGGAUGACUAGAGGAAUGACAACUUUGUUGUUGUGGAUCUGUGUUGUUCAGUUGUUGACUGUUGGUGAGAUUUGGGGUCCAAGAUUGUUGAAAACUUGGCCUUCUUGUUAUACUUCUAAACAGAGUGAAUCAAUUCAUUCUUCAUCUUCAUCUUCUUUCUUAGAAUCCAAAGUUUAUCUUCCCCCCAAAAGGUAUUACAAGAACAAUGGUUACCUUAUGGUUUCUUGCAAUGGAGGACUUAAUCAAAUGCGAGGAGCGAUCUGUGACAUGGUUGCAGUUGCUAGAUACUUAAAUGUCACACUUAUUGUUCCAGAAUUGGAUAAAUCGUCAUUCUGGGCCGAUCCUAGUGACUUUGAAGACAUCUUUGACGUUGAUCAUUUCAUCAGAUCGUUAAGGGACGAGGUUCGGAUACUAAAAGAGCUUCCCCCGAAUAUUAAAAGACGCGGAAGAAUUCGCUCUUUAGCACCGAUUAGCUGGUCCGACAUUUCUUAUUAUCAUAAUCAGAUUCUUCCACUUAUCCAAAGGUUUAAAGUUGUACAUUUAAAUCGAACUGACGCUCGACUUGCAAACAAUGGUCUCCCCCUAGAGAUUCAAAAACUUCGUUGUCGAGUAAAUUUCAGCGGCUUGAAAUUCACUCCACAGAUCGAGGAACUCGGUAAAAAAGUUGUGAAUAUCCUCCGAAAAAAGGGGCCGUUUUUAGUUCUUCAUCUUAGAUACGAAAUGGAUAUGUUGGCAUUCUCUGGAUGCACACAAGGAUGCAACAACGAAGAAGUCGAAGAACUGACAAGAAUGAGAUAUGCUUAUACAUGGUGGAAAGAGAAAGAAAUCAACUCCGAUUUCAAACGAAAAGAAGGGUUGUGUCCUAUGACACCGGAAGAAACCGCUUUGGUGUUACGCGCUUUGAGCAUCGAUCGAAAUAUUCAAAUUUACAUCGCUGCUGGUGAAAUUUACGGCGGUGAAAGACGAAUGGCUACUUUAGCUGGAGAGUUUCCAAAUCUGGUGCGAAAGGAGACGCUGUUGGACCCUUUGGAGCUCGGGUUCUUUCAGAACCAUUCGUCACAAAUGGCUGCACUUGAUUACCUUGUCUCUUUAGAAAGCGAUAUCUUUGUUCCGACGUAUGAUGGAAACAUGGCUAGAGUUGUUGAGGGUCAUCGAAGAUACUUGGGGUUCAAGAAGACCAUCCGGCUUGACCGAAAAGUCUUGAUUGACUUAAUAGACAGAUACAGUGAAGGGUCACUGAAUUGGGAGGAGUUUUCAAACACAGUGAAAGAAGUUCAUGCGGAUCGAAUGGGUCGACCGGCCCGGCGAGUGAUGAUUUCCGAUAGACCGAAGGAAGAAGAAUAUUUCUACGCAAACCCGUACGAGUGUUUGGAUUCAUGAAAAGAUUAUUAACAUGAUCUUUACUUACCACUGAUUCUUUAAUUCUCUGAUAGUUGCAGAUUAUGUUUGAUUACAUAGUAUACAUUUGCUUGCACCAAAUGCCAUCAUUAAAAGAGGAUUUGGGUAUAUGCAGCAGCAUCCAUUUGUUUUUAGAGUAUUUGAAUGAAUAUAUAGCACACAAAGUUUCUUGCUUUAA
Molecule: messenger RNA, 2182 nt
Organism: Helianthus annuus (common sunflower)
Lineage: Eukaryota; Viridiplantae; Streptophyta; Magnoliopsida; Asterales; Asteraceae
Product: rhamnogalacturonan I rhamnosyltransferase 1
Exons: 8
Coding region: 523-1986 (487 amino acids)
Cellular component (GO): cytoplasm
Source: RefSeq, a predicted model, not a curated record